GAAAAGGCCAAACCCAAGGUCCCUUCCAUAUCCAAACCCCUCAACCUCAAAAUUCCCAAAAUAAAAAAAAUAUUAAGACAAAAGAUAAAAAAUAAAUAUUAUAUUAAAACCCUUUUACUCUUUGGAUCUCUCUCUCCUCUCUCUCUCUCUCUCUCUGUGUCACUACUAGGGUUUUGCGUCUGCUUUCGCUCUGUUCUGCUCUUAUACCCUAGUUUCCACAACAACAUCCUCAAGUUUUGGUUUCUUGGCUUAUUACUGCAAUGGGGGAUGCAGAAAAUGCCCUUCCACCUUCAAAGAAGAGGGCUGCUGGAAGAGAACUUUCUCGGGAUAACCCUGGUCUUGAUGAUGAUGAAGAUUCUUCUGAACAAGAGACCGGAACUUUUAAGAGGGCUAGUGAUGAAGUGUUGGCAAACAGAAGAAUACUUAAAGUUCGCAGAAAUCAAACCACUUCAGCUGCCUCAUCCAAUCCUUUUUCUGCGAUUCGCUUGGUUCCCCCUUUGGAACCAACCAUUACUUCUGACACACCUAGUGCAGCCCCUGAAUCCAGCACAACCACCGCUGAGGUUACAGCUGAAGCACCAAUUGCCAAUGAGAAAGAAGUUUCAGAAGAUGGGAAAGAUGAUGUUAACAAAUCUGAACAGAAUGAAGAUGGAAAUAAUAAGCAGUCAGAGAAAAAAACAGAUGAAACAGAGCCUGGGUCGGCAAAGAGUGAAAGUGAGAAUAUUAAACAGUAUGAAAAUAAGGAGGAUGAGCUAGUUUCUGAUGCUGUUGCUGAUAAGGAAAGUGCUGAGGAUAAGGGCAGUAAUGUUGUAAAUGAAGAAAUUCUAAAGGAGGCCAAUGAUGAAAAACCAGCAGGAGGCGGUAAAAGUGAGGAUGAAGAUAAGAAAGAUGAAAAACCUGCAAAUGAAGAUAAAAAAGAUAAGAGUAGUGAAAAUGCAGAUUCAACUGCAGAAGGUGCAUCGUUGAGUUCAUUCCAACAGCUUUCAAGUAGCCAAAAUGCCUUCACAGGACUUGCUGGCACUGGAUUCUCUACUACUUCAUUCUCCUUUGGAUCUACUCUAAAGGAUGGUUCUACUAGUUCUGUUCCACUUUUUGGGCAGAAAAAUGACCAGCCUUCCUUUGGUUUUGGUCUUUCGACAAAUGGAAACUCUUCCCUCUUCAACACAUCAGGGACUUCAAUUGUUUCCAAGAGUGAGGGAAGUGGUUUUCCAGCCAUGCAGGAGGUUCCAGUUGAGACGGGAGAAGAGAAUGAGAAAGUGGUGUUCUUAGCUGAUUCUGUGCUGUUUGAAUUCAUAGAUGGGGGUUGGAAAGAGCGUGGGAAGGGAGAACUUAAGGUGAAUGUCUCUACAACUGGGACAGAAAGAGCCAGGCUACUCAUGAGAGCUAAAGGAAAUUACAGGUUGAUUCUAAAUGCAAGUCUUUACCCAGAUAUGAAGCUGACAAAUAUGGACAAGAAAGGUAUCACUUUUGCCUGCAUGAAUAGUACUGGUGAAGAGAAAGAGGGGCUGUCUACAUUUGCAUUGAAGUUCAAGGAUGCUUCCUUAGUCGAAGAGUUUCGUGCGGCUGUAAUGGCACACAAAGGCAAGGCAGGUGCUGUUCUGAAGACACCAGAAAACUCUCCUAAAGCCUCAGAGGGUUGAAAGGUGUUUCGCUUAAUGUGGUCUGUCCUGGACUUGCCAAUUCCAGUAGUCCUUUUUCUUUGUGGAAGAAGGGUUCUUGCUUGGGUAUGCUUAAUCCUAAGCUCUUCUAUGUAGCAGAGUUAAUAGAGUCCAAUCCUUUUUGUUGUUAAAUUGUGUAGCCUGCGGGAGAAUGUUUCAGCUUGUUUUUUGUGUCAAUCCUGGAAUUAAACAACAGCUUGAUCUUCAAAGCUAUCAAGACUGCUAUAUUUGACUGUUAUCACAGCUGUGCCCUUGAUCUGGGAUUAAAAUGUGGAAUUGCUAGGAGUCCUAAACUCUACCUUGAUAGCUCCAGAGUCCAGAGGGUAGUGUUGUAUCAGAUAUUAUUCUACUGUAGUAUGACCAAAAAAUAGAGAUUUGUGGUACACUCCUGUUUGGACAAAGGUUAUAGGAUAUGGUGUCCUCUCUAAAAUAAAUUCCCAAUUUCCUUGA
Theobroma umbraticum is the source of this 2108-nucleotide messenger RNA. Its product is annotated as nuclear pore complex protein NUP50B-like. The record is from RefSeq and is a predicted model, not a curated record. Gene Ontology annotation, cellular component: nuclear pore. Gene Ontology annotation, biological process: intracellular transport. NCBI's taxonomy places the organism in Eukaryota, Viridiplantae, Streptophyta, Magnoliopsida, Malvales, Malvaceae.